GCCUGCAGAAGGGGAAGCUGAGCCGGCUGCGGGGGUCAACGGCGUGCGGGGAGGGGAAGAGGAGGAAGCGGCGCCAGGUGGAGGCCUCUCAUUUGUGGCCUCGGGAGGAGAGAAGCAAGAGCACGACAUCUCGCUCUUCGUCAAGGCUGGUAGCGAUGGAGAAAGUAUUGGAAACUGCCCAUUUUCUCAGCGCCUCUUUAUGAUUCUAUGGCUGAAGGGUGUUAUAUUUAAUGUUACAACUGUGGACUUAAAACGGAAGCCUGCUGACCUUCAGAAUUUGGCACCAGGAACAAACCCUCCUUUUAUGACUUUUGAUGGUGAAGUGAGAACAGAUGUGAAUAAAAUUGAGGAAUUCUUAGAAGAUAAAUUAGCACCACCAAGAUAUCCCAAACUUGCACCAAACCAUCCAGAAUCAUACUCUGCAGGAAAUGAUGUAUUUGCUAAAUUUUCUGCAUUCAUAAAAAACACAAGAAAAGAUGCCAAUGAAAAUUUGGAAAAAUCUUUGCUUAAGGCUUUGAAAAGACUGAAUGACUACUUAAAUGACCCCUUGCCUGAAGAAAUUGAUGCCAAUAGCACAGAAGAACUCACUGUUUCCAGAAGGAAAUUCCUGGAUAAUGAUGAACUCACAUUAGCAGAUUGCAAUCUCUUGCCAAAACUUCAUAUUAUCAAGGUUGUUGCAAAGAAAUAUAGAAAUUUUGAGUUUCCAUCUGAAAUGACUGGAAUCUGGAAAUAUUUGAACAAUGCUUAUGAUAGAGAUGAAUUUACAAAUACUUGUCCAGCAGAUCGGGAAAUAGAGUUUGCUUAUCUGGAUGUUGCAAAAAGGAUGAAAUAACUAAAAAAAAUUUUAUUUCUAUAUUUUUAAGUUUGCCUCAGCAAGGAUGGUCCAGCCAAUAACUAUUUGGUGAUUCAAGGAAUGAAGUUUUCAAGCUUACUUGGAAUUAAUUAAAUGAGAAGCCUGAAUGUUGAUUAGUGUAUGCACUCAACACUGCUUGGUUUGUGAGCGCCUGAAGUCUUGAAUUCAAUCAUCAUGAGUUUGGUUGGCUCAUUAAUUCAUGAUGCAGUCAGUAAGUGAUGGCUAGACUUAGGUGGAAAAUAUUUAUCCUGGCUACUGAAAUCAGGUCUUUUUUCCUGCCUCCCCAUUGCUUUAUUUAAAUCUACAAAUCUAAAUAAGGUGAGAACCACGGAGUGGCUUUUAUCCUCCUUUUUUAAAGUAUAAGAAUCAUUUGGAGACUAAGCAAACAUGAAUUGACUAUCAGCAGAGACAUGGCUUCUUGUUUUUAGGAUACUGAAAAUGUAUGUUCAUAUGUAAAGGAAAGGAAAGCAGAAUAAACACUGAUGUAAACACCGCACAUUAGUAUCAAAACCAUACCAAGAUACACCUGCAGCUACUAUGAAUUCUGUCCAUCUAACGCUGGCUAGAUUCUCUGUAUGUACAUCUCUGUACUGACUGAGGUAUAUAAUUUGUUAUACUGAAUUUAUUUUAGAACAUAUCAAAAGAAUGUCUUUUAUUACAGGGUUAUUUUCUACUUCUAAAGUAUAGUAGUCUGCACUGUAUAAUCAGGAAAUAAUACUUCAUAUUCUUUAUAUUUAAACUGAAUUUGGUGUUAAAUGCUGACUUUUUUCAUCUGCAAAGAUAAUGUGUUUAAAACCUAAUCUGUUUUGUCAUAACAAAAUUAAAUGCUGGAUUUUAUAUUUUAGCAUUCAUUAAACAAAUAUUACUGUUACAAUCUAUGUUCAGAAGUAUGCAUGCAUACAUUUAGACUGCACGUAAAAUGAUUGUAGCCAUUUAAUAUGCCUUAAAAAUUUGCAGUGUGAAAUGAAAAUACACAAAUUCUGACUUAAA
Heteronotia binoei (common prickly gecko) is the source of this 1843-nucleotide messenger RNA. RefSeq names its product chloride intracellular channel 6 (gene CLIC6). The transcript has 7 exons. The coding region runs from base 200 to 832 and encodes 210 amino acids. Gene Ontology annotation, cellular component: plasma membrane. NCBI's taxonomy places the organism in Eukaryota, Metazoa, Chordata, Lepidosauria, Squamata, Gekkonidae. Gene Ontology annotation, molecular function: D2 dopamine receptor binding; D4 dopamine receptor binding; D3 dopamine receptor binding. The record is from RefSeq and is a predicted model, not a curated record.